AUGCCCGGCCACGUUGUGAAGAGCACGGGUCCCGACCCCGAUCCCACUGAAUACCUCUUCAUUUCCGCCGAGCAAAGACGCAUCGACCAGACGAAGCCUUACGACCCCAAGAAGUCCGUCUGGGCUCCUGACCAGGCGGAGGGUUUCGUCGAAGCCCAACUCCAGGGCGCUAAAGGAGAGAAGAUGCUGACCGUAAAGCUUCCAAGUGGUGAGAUAAAGGAUUUUAAGAAGGAGCUCAUCGGUCAGGUCAACCCUCCCAAGUACGAGAAGUGUGAGGAUGUGUCCAACUUGACCUUCCUUAAUGAUCCCUCAGUCUAUAGCCUUAACUCGUACCAGGCCAAGCCAUCUACCCCUACUCCGGACUUUUCUGAUCGCGUUAACCCCUAA
Messenger RNA from Penaeus monodon (black tiger shrimp), 387 nucleotides. Its product is annotated as myosin heavy chain, muscle-like. Gene Ontology annotation, cellular component: myosin complex. The record is from RefSeq and is a predicted model, not a curated record. Gene Ontology annotation, molecular function: cytoskeletal motor activity; ATP binding; actin filament binding. The coding region runs from base 1 to 387 and encodes 128 amino acids. The transcript has a single exon. Lineage: Eukaryota; Metazoa; Arthropoda; Malacostraca; Decapoda; Penaeidae.